Molecule: messenger RNA, 8995 nt
Organism: Balaenoptera ricei (Rice's whale)
Lineage: Eukaryota; Metazoa; Chordata; Mammalia; Artiodactyla; Balaenopteridae
Gene: ATRNL1
Product: attractin like 1
Exons: 29
Coding region: 575-4726 (1383 amino acids)
Cellular component (GO): Golgi apparatus
Molecular function (GO): protein binding
Source: RefSeq, a predicted model, not a curated record
ACCGGCAUCUGGCUAACGUUACCAGAGAGAAAAUGGCUUCUGGGGGGCCUCCGGGGGCCGGCCGGGGCGGGCGAGGCUGAACCCCGCUUCCCGAGUCCCCCCUCCCGCGUUGGGCGCGCCCACCUCGGGGCUCCCGUGGCCCCCGCCCUCCCGGGCGCGCCGGGCUGGGAGCUGAGGAGGUUGGCGCGAGCCGUGGGCGAGGCGGGGCCGCGCGCUGGGUCCCCCUCCCCCUCCCGCAGGUCCCCUCCGGAGCGCCCCGCGCAGCCUGCAUCUCCCGCUCCCCGCCUCCGGCCCGGCCCGGGGCGCCGUGGCGGUGGGCUCGGCCUGCCGCGGACAAGGUCAGGAGACGGAGAGGCGAUGCCCGAGUGCGACUGCAGGGAGCCGAGCGGAGGCGACAGCGGCUGGGAUCUGUCCCUCCUGACCGGGGAGCGGGACUGGGGCAGGCGCCGGUGAGGAGGAGGAGAAGCGGCGGCGGCAGCGGCGCGGUGUUCUCCUCUCCGGCCAGAUUUCCCCUCUGAAGCAUCCCUGUAGGCGCCCGAGAGCGCAUCCCGGCCGGGCAGGGGCGCUGGGAAAGAUGGAACCGGGGAGCCGGGCCCGCACUGGUCCCCCGCAGCCGGCGGCCCCGGGGCCGUGGAGAGCUCGGCCGGCGGGCGGCGGCGGCGGCAGCGGCGGCGGCGCCUCCUUCUGGCUGCUGGACGGAAACAGCUGGCUGCUGUGCUAUGGCUUCCUCUACCUGGCGCUCUACGCGCAGGUGUCCCAGUCCAAGCUCUGCGAGAGGACCGGCUCCUGCUUUUCGGGCCGCUGUGUCAACUCCACCUGCCUCUGCGACCCGGGCUGGGUGGGGGACCAGUGCCAGCACUGCCAGGGCAGGUUCAAGUUAACAGAACCUUCCGGAUAUUUAACAGAUGGUCCAAUUAACUAUAAGUAUAAAACCAAAUGUACAUGGCUAAUUGAAGGCUAUCCAAAUGCAGUGUUAAGAUUAAGAUUCAAUCAUUUUGCUACAGAAUGUAGCUGGGAUCAUAUGUAUGUUUAUGAUGGAGAUUCAAUAUAUGCACCUUUAAUAGCUGUACUUAGUGGUUUGAUAGUCCCUGAAAUAAGGGGAAAUGAAACUGUACCUGAAGUUGUUACAACGUCUGGCUAUGCACUGUUACAUUUUUUUAGUGAUGCGGCAUAUAAUCUAACUGGCUUCAACAUUUUUUACUCAAUCAAUUCUUGUCCUAACAAUUGCUCUGGUCAUGGGAAGUGUACAACUAGUGUCUCUGUUCCAAGUAGAGUAUAUUGUGAGUGUGAUAAAUACUGGAAGGGUGAAGCUUGUGACAUUCCUUACUGUAAAGCCAAUUGCGGCAGUCCAGAUCAUGGUUACUGUGACCUAACAGGAGAAAAGCUGUGCGUCUGCAAUGAUAGUUGGCAAGGUCCUGAUUGUUCUUUGAAUGUUCCUUCCACUGAGUCUUACUGGAUUCUGCCAAAUGUUAAACCCUUCAGUCCUUCUGUAGGUCGGGCUUCCCAUAAAGCUGUUUUACAUGGGAAAUUUAUGUGGGUGAUUGGUGGAUAUACUUUUAACUACAGUUCUUUCCAAAUGGUCCUGAAUUACAAUUUAGAAAGCAGUAUAUGGAAUGUAGGAACUGUAUCAAGGGGACCUCUCCAGAGAUAUGGGCAUUCUCUUGCUUUAUAUCAGGAAAACAUCUUUAUGUAUGGAGGCAGAAUUGAAACAAGUGAUGGCAAUGUCACAGAUGAAUUAUGGGUUUUUAACAUACAUAGUCAGUCGUGGAGUACAAAAACUCCUACUGUGCUUGGACAUGGUCAGCAGUAUGCUGUGGAGGGACAUUCAGCACAUAUUAUGGAGUUGGAUAGUAGAGAUGUUGUCAUGAUCAUAAUAUUUGGAUAUUCUGCAAUAUAUGGUUAUACAAGCAGCAUACAGGAAUACCAUAUCUCAUCAAACACUUGGCUUGUUCCGGAAACUAAAGGAGCUAUUGUUCAAGGUGGAUAUGGCCAUACCAGUGUGUAUGAUGAAAUAACAAAGUCCAUUUAUGUUCAUGGAGGCUAUAAAGCAUUACCAGGCAACAAAUAUGGAUUGGUAGAUGACCUUUAUAAGUAUGAAGUUAACACUAAGACUUGGACUAUUUUGAAAGAAAGUGGGUUUGCCAGAUACCUUCAUUCAGCUGUUCUUAUCAAUGGAGCUAUGCUUAUUUUUGGAGGAAAUACCCAUAAUGACACUUCCUUGAGUAACGGUGCAAAAUGUUUUUCUGCCGAUUUCCUGGCAUAUGACAUAGCUUGUGAUGAAUGGAAAAUAUUACCGAAACCAAACCUUCAUAGAGAUGUCAACAGAUUUGGACACUCUGCAGUUGUCAUUAAUGGGUCCAUGUAUAUAUUUGGAGGAUUUUCUAGUGUACUCCUUAAUGAUAUACUUGUAUACAAGCCUCCAAAUUGCAAGGCUUUCAGAGAUGAAGAACUUUGUAAAAAUGCUGGUCCAGGGAUAAAAUGUAUUUGGAAUAAAAAUCACUGUGAAUCUUGGGAGUCUGGGAAUACUAAUAAUAUUCUUAGAGCAAAGUGCCCUCUGAAAACAGCUGCUUCUGAUGACAGAUGUUACAGAUAUGCAGAUUGUGCCAGCUGUACUGCCAAUACAAAUGGGUGCCAGUGGUGCGAUGACAAGAAAUGCAUUUCAUCAAACAGUAACUGCAGUAUGUCUGUGAAAAACUAUACCAAAUGUCAUGUGAGAAAUGAGCAGAUUUGUAACAAACUUACCAGCUGUAAAAGCUGUUCACUAAACUUGAAUUGCCAGUGGGAUCAGAGACAACAAGAGUGCCAGGCUUUACCAGCUCAUCUUUGUGGAGAAGGAUGGAAUCAUAUUGGGGAUGCUUGUCUUAGAAUUAAUUCCAGUAGAGAAAACUAUGACAAUGCAAAACUUUAUUGCUAUAAUCUUAGUGGAAAUCUUGCUUCAUUAACAACCUCGAAAGAAGUAGAAUUUGUACUGGAUGAAAUACAGAAGUAUACGCAACAGAAAGUAUCACCUUGGGUAGGCUUACGCAAGAUCAAUAUAUCCUACUGGGGAUGGGAAGACAUGUCGCCAUUUACAAACACAACACUACAGUGGCUUCCUGGUGAACCCAAUGAUUCUGGAUUCUGUGCGUAUCUAGAAAGGGCAGCAGUGUCAGGCUUAAAAGCUAAUCCUUGUACCUCUAUGGCAGAUGGUCUUGUCUGUGAAAAACCUGUUGUUAGUCCAAAUCAAAAUGCAAGGCCUUGCAAAAAGCCAUGCUCUUUAAGGACAUCGUGUUCCAACUGUACCAGCAACGGCAUGGAGUGUAUGUGGUGCAGCAGCACGAAGCGAUGCGUUGACUCGAAUGCUUACAUAAUCUCUUUUCCAUAUGGACAGUGUCUGGAGUGGCAGACUGCCACCUGCUCUCCUCAAAAUUGUUCUGGAUUGAGAACCUGUGGACAAUGUUUGGAACAGCCUGGGUGUGGCUGGUGCAACGAUCCUAGUAAUACAGGAAGAGGACACUGCAUUGAAGGGUCUUCCCGGGGACCAAUGAAGCUUGUUGGAAUGCAUAAUAAUGAGAUGGUUCUUGACACCAGUGUUUGUCCUAAAGAGAAGAACUAUGAGUGGUCCUUUAUCCAGUGUCCAGCUUGCCAGUGUAACGGACAUAGCACUUGCAUCAGUAAUAACGUGUGCGAACAGUGUAAAAAUCUUACCACAGGAAAGCAGUGUCAAGACUGCAUGCCAGGUUAUUAUGGAGAUCCAACCAACGGAGGACAGUGUACAGCUUGUACAUGCAGUGGACAUGCAAAUAUUUGUCAUAUGCACACAGGAAAAUGUUUCUGCACAACUAAAGGAAUAAAAGGUGAUCAAUGCCAAUUAUGUGACUCUGAAAAUCGCUAUGUUGGUAAUCCACUUAGAGGAACAUGUUAUUACAGCCUUUUGAUUGAUUAUCAGUUUACAUUCAGCUUAUUACAGGAAGAUGAUCGCCACCAUACUGCCAUAAACUUCAUAGCAAACCCAGAACAGUCAAACAAAAAUUUGGAUAUUUCAAUAAAUGCAUCAAACAACUUUAAUCUCAACAUUACAUGGUCAGUUGGUUCAACAGCUGGAACAAUAUCUGGGGAGGAGACCCCUAUAGUUUCCAAGACUAAUAUAAAAGAAUACAGAGAUAGUUUUUCCUAUGAAAAAUUUAACUUUAGAAGCAAUCCAAACAUUACGUUCUAUGUGUACGUCAGCAACUUUUCAUGGCCCAUUAAAAUACAGAUUGCAUUCUCACAACAUAAUACAAUCAUGGAUCUUGUGCAGUUUUUUGUCACCUUCUUCAGUUGUUUUUUAUCCUUACUACUGGUGGCCGCUGUGGUGUGGAAGAUCAAGCAAACAUGUUGGGCUUCUCGACGGAGAGAGCAACUGCUUCGAGAACGACAGCAGAUGGCCAGCCGUCCCUUUGCUUCUGUUGAUGUAGCCCUGGAAGUGGGAGCUGAACAAACAGACUUUCUGCGAGGGUCAUUAGAGGGAGCACCCAAACCAAUAGCCAUUGAACCAUGUGCUGGGAACAGAGCGGCAGUUCUGACUGUGUUUCUUUGUCUACCACGAGGAUCAUCAGGUGCCCCUCCCCCAGGGCAGUCAGGCCUUGCAAUUGCCAGUGCCCUAAUAGAUAUUUCACAACAGAAACCUUCAGAUAGUAAAGACAAGACUUCAGGAGUCCGAAAUCGAAAACACCACCUCUCAACACGUCAAGGAACGUGUGUCUGAGAAGCAGAAACUGCUCCUGGAGGUUCUGUAAUGUUUGACUUUGUAAAUGGCUUCCAUUAAGGCUGGUCUGUGGCCUCGAUUUUUAUGGAGGCAAAUCUCUGUAUGGUCCCAGGGCCCAGAUACAGUUACCUGCAAAUGGGCAAUGACCCGAGUGGCCAAAGAAUGUUCAUGAGUUUUAUCAAAGUAACAGUAUUGAUGGUCACAGGUGAUAAAGUUAGUUUUUAAGACUAUCUUAGGCUUAUCACAGAUAACAUUACUCUGGAAAAAAAUGUAUAUUGUUUCUUAAUGGAGAUAAAAAAUAUGUAAUUCAUAUAAACCAAACUGUUUAUAUCCCAAGACUUUAAAGAAAGACAUUUUAUAAUGCCUGAAUGAUGAAAAUUGUACAGUUUUUGCCUCAUAAGCAAACUUAAGUCACUUGUAUAUGAGCAGGAAAUGAACAAAUUGCAAUGGCUUUAGAUGCUGUUUUAUCUCAUGUAAACGUAAAAGCAGGAUUUUGAUUUAGUAGGAUGUAAGCAAUGUAUUUAAAUAUUUCACAGGACCAUAUCAUGUCCAAACUCAGUUUUCAAAUGUGACUAUUUUCCACCUAACUGGAAUGCAGACCAAAAUGAGUCCAUUUGGAUGGAUGGUAUAUGCAACUUCACAGGAGGUUUAUUAGAAUUCUGAGUGAAGAGGACAUUGCUUUCGUCCAUGCCAACCGCCUAACUCAUUAUCAGAGCUGAUAGAGCAUGGAAAAGCCUGUCCAGCAAUCAAUUUUUGCCCUCCUUCCCAAACCAGCCUCCAAUACCACAAACCUAAAGAGAGCUGAAAUAGUUAUUUUACAGUAUGCAAGCUUCUGCUCUAAUAUGGUAAUUUUUUAAUUGCCUAGGAAUCAUUGGAUCAGACCUAAAUGAUCCAUCUGCAUUUUUAUAAGAACAGAUCAUGUUCUUUUGGCCUUCCUCUCCUAGCGGCUAGAUUUUAUCUACUUUUUACAAACAUUAUGAAAAGUAUUUUAGAGACAGCGCCUCCUCCAAGUCAUAAAAUGACCCAGGUUCCUUCCUGCCAACUAUUUCACUUAGAACACAAGUAGAGAAGAGCAUUUGCUGGCAAGCAUCUACAGUAUUCCUGUUUCUAACACAAGCACAUUGGUGUCGUGAGAGAGUCUCCAGUUUAAGAAAUAAAAUAAGUUCAUUGUUGCCCACAUUUAGCAUAUUGUUAAUGAUUCAAAAAUCUGAAUUACGGCAGAAAGGAAAAAUGAUAGAAGACAGCUUUCACAUUGGAACAUAGAAUCAUUUGUGUCCUAAUUUUGACAACUGUUCACUAGAACUCAGUAGAUUAACAGAUCUUGUUUGGAAUUGCAGUUUCUUAACUUCAAGGGAACUACAAAAUAUAUGUAGAGAGCAGUGACAGAAAUAUCUAAAACUGCUUUAUACAAUAUAGUUUUGUUCAAUAUGAAAGUCAUUUAACUAUAAUUGAUGUUUAGUACUAUCUAUGUACUUAUCAUGUUCUUUGGAUUUCUGGAAGGUAAUGACACUUUACUGUUUACAGCUAAUGCAUAGUUACUUGCAUGCUAUGGUUGUGCAGUAGCAGAAUAUGACCCUAUUGUGAUAUUAAGUGUUUAUUUCACAAUGCCAUUUAGACAUAGCCAGCUUAAUUUGAUGGGAACGAAUGUAAUAUAUAACAGGAAUGAUCAUACACUAUGUAGUUGCAUCAUAUAUAAGAUUGCUAGGUUGCAUCUAACCAUGACUAUGUCAUUGUUUUGAUAAUUAGGCAUUUAUGAAUUAUAGUAUAUAUUCCUUAUGUUGGCAUGAUAAUUUUGCUAUUUUCCAUGCAUUAAAAAUAAGACUAAUUCUUAGAUCAAUUUAAUCUAUAGCCUAUGGGGUUUUUGGGGGGCUAGGGAGUAGAGCUGGUUGUUUUUACCUCCCUAUGAUAUUUUCUCUCUCUCUCAAAAAGAAAAGAAAAUUGAGCGAAGUUUGUAAAUGUCUCCUGAAAACCAUCAAGCAAUUUUAUUAGUUUUUUGGGGGGCCCUUUAAAUGUUGAUUUUUUUCUCCUGGAAAAAUAAAUUGACAAAACUGGUGAAUACAAAAAUAUAAUCAUUUAAAAAUAAAAUGAUUGCCCAAUUUGUUUAAUACUCUGUAACAAUUGUCAUGAGAGAAAGCAUAUAUAACAAAAAUACGGAAACAUACAGAGUUGUCCGUAAAAUCUAUUUCAGCUAUAUUUUUAGAGAGGCUAAGCAAACAGAAUUACUGUGAAAGAAUUGUCAAGCCUCAUUCACCUCGAAUCCCAUCAGGUUCUUAAAAUUCAGAAAUUUGAAUUUCAGACAAUUACGGGACAUAAUGCAAUGUUAAGUUAAAGUCAUACUAAACCCUUCUGGGCCAAAUAUUGCUAACUCUGUGACUAAUUAUGCAAUAUCUUCUCGACUUUCCAAAGCUUUUUACUGGCAAUAAAACUCUUCACCCUUAGGUGAAGUGGAUUGAAAAGACCUUAGGGAUAAUCACUUUGAAUCUGUGUCAUGUUCUUUUUUUCCCCACAUCCCAAACACUUUUAAUUUGGAAGCUUUUUUUUUUUUUUUUUAAAUCAAACCACAAGUAUAUGCAGAUACUCUUCAAGAAGUUAGGCAUUAAAUGACUGAUUCUCUUGAAAACUCAUCUUAAUGGAAUUGUGUACAUUUCAGUUUAGAAUGACUUUGAAAAAUUCUUUAGAUUUUAGGGUUUCUUAUUCUUCCAAAUAUGAAAAACUUUGGUUAAGUGGAAUGGAGUUUUAAAAAUUAACCUGGGGACACUAUUUGGACAGUUAGAGAAUUCUCAUUGAAAAAAGAUGCACAUGCUUACAGAUCAAUUUAAUACAUUUUAAGAGGAUUGGGAUUUUCGUAAUUGCUUUUAAAUGAAAAUUUAUUUAGUGAUACACAUAGAAGGAAAAUGUAUGCCAUAUACUACUGUGUUAUGUUCAAUAGGAAAACUUCAAGUAGAAUAUAUUUCAACCUGUAAUCGAUACUUGCUAUGCUUCUCAAUAUCUCAUUUUCUCUGAGUUCCAGUAAGACAGCAGUGACUGCCUGGCUUUGUGUUGCUGCAGGAUCAUUUAGAGUGCAGACUGGUGGCUGGACCUGAGAACAGAUGUUGCAACCAGCUUUGAGCUGUGUGGUGCUGGCACGUUUUAACCUUUUGAAGCCUCAGACUUUCCAUCUGUGGGGGAAGGUACUGGUGCCCACCUUGCAGAGCUGUUGUGAGCCUAGAAGAUAAUAGACAUAGAGCUUCCACGACGGGCCCUCAGUGCACUGUAGCUGGUAUUGACAAUCAUGGGACCACCAGGCCGCUCUUUUUCUACCGAUUGUUUUAUGAAUUCAUCUAUUAAUUUUUCAUUCAUUCUUUUCACCAUAGGUAAAAGCCAAGUAGGUUUUUACAAAUGAAGAUUUCAUAAAAACUUAAGUUCCUGUAUUUCUAGGAUAUAGAGAUUUCUAAAAAACCACUUGGAUAUUUUGAUCAAUAGUGGCUCUAACUCUUUCAAAAAUAUAUACAGUUUUAGUAAAGCAUUUUUUAAAUGACUGCUUGGUGACAUUUAGACAGAAACAUCAAUUGUCACUUUCUCGUCAAAAUUUGGCAAGAAGGAUCGAUCCUUAUGUUUGGUUGUCAUACAUAAUACAUCCUUUUUUCAUUGAACAUAAAACUAUGAUUUGAAAAGUGUUUCAUGUAAAAAGUUUUAAAAAAUUAAAACUGAUCAAAUGAACUAAUUCUACCCACAUAGACUUAAAAAAAAUAUCAGCUUCCAAAGACCAUUUGCUAUUUUACUAAGGUGAGUUUGGAACUUACUUGAUCGUAAGACUACCUGGGUCAGUGCAGAUUCCUACCUUUGCCUCUAGAGAUUAAGAUACGGAAGGACUUGAUGAACCCUGGAGAUUCAUAUGCUUAAUAAGCACCUCGGUGAUUCUUAUGAUUAGGCAAAUUAAGGAGCCAUUGCACUGGGCCAAAGAGCUGCCUUUAUUUACAGUUAGAAGAAUGUCUUUAAAUAACGAAAUUAUCGAAGUCAAAAUGCUUUAAAUAAUUUUCUGAGGAAUACAAGCCAUCUGGUUGGUGUUACAACAGUGUUUUCAUUACAGUGUACAUUUAACAUUUUAGUUUUAUCAAAUUUUUUAAGUGAAUGAGAACCAUCUCAGUAUAUAUGUAUGUAGGUGUGCAUGCCAGUGUUAAAACAGAUUGUGUGAAAGUUCAAACCGGCUUUAAAAAGCCAACAUUUUAUGAUAUAGUAUGCUGUUGAUCAGGAGUUUAAUUACUGAAAUAAAAACAUUGGAUCUUCCAA